This is a messenger RNA of Cydia fagiglandana, 6375 nucleotides long. It is a transcript of the gene anchor, whose product is annotated as lysosomal cholesterol signaling protein. The transcript is spliced from 15 exons. Gene Ontology annotation, biological process: negative regulation of BMP signaling pathway; intracellular signal transduction; transmembrane transport. Bases 372 to 2897 code for a protein of 841 amino acids. Lineage: Eukaryota; Metazoa; Arthropoda; Insecta; Lepidoptera; Tortricidae. The record is from RefSeq and is a predicted model, not a curated record. Gene Ontology annotation, cellular component: membrane.
CAAUAUAAUCAUGAUUUAUCAUGAAGACAUGAACUAAAAAUCAAAUAAAACGCAAAAAUUUUACUUAUCAUUGAUUUGAAGACAAAUAAUUAAUGAUAAAUACCGGUGGCUGUGUCAGGUCACGUCGCGUUAUCAUUGUUCUUAGUGCUAUCGAUAUUUUCAGUUUGUUUUCUAUACUAUGUAAAGUGUCGGCGUAGUAUAUAAAUUUAAAAUCUUAGAAUUGCUUGUUAUCAAAUGAUUACUUAACAUUAACGUGUUAUAUAUUCCCUCAGCUUACUGUACUGAUUUCCGAGUUAAAGUUAUUUGAGAUGUAUUUUACUUACAGGCUACAGUAACAUAUUGAUUACAUUAACCUAACAAGUUACUAUAAAAUGGAAGCAUCAACUUUCCUCCUUGAUCCAGCUAAAGCAGAUAAUUUGUAUCCAGCACUGUUCCAGUGCUUUACAAUUAUAUUAUGUGGGUAUAUUGCUGGCCGCCUAAAUGUGGUGUCACAAACAGAAUCAAAAGGAAUUGGCACAUUUGUGGGCACCUUUGCCCUUCCAUCACUCAUCUUCUUAUCCCUGGCUAGACUGGACUUCAGUACAGUCAACUGGACGUUCCUUCUGGCUAUACUAUUAGGCAAAGGCAUUGUGUUCUUUGCAGUUAUGAUUGUCACCAUUCUGGUGUCUAAACCAGUGAAUCUUGGGAGAGCUGGUAUAUUUGCCAUCUUUUGCACUCAGAGCAAUGAUUUUGCCUUGGGAUAUCCAAUAAUUAAUGCUAUCUAUGAGAACACACACCCAGAAUAUGCUCUCUUCCUAUAUUUGAUGGCACCAAUAUCGCUAGCAAUAUUAAAUCCGGUUGCUUUUGUGUUAAUGGAGAUCAAGAAACAACGAGACAAUGCUCAGAUAGUGACCACAUCGCCAGAAGGGGAGAGAUCAAGUGAACUGUGCAAGUUUAAGUUGUUGAGGCAGAUAGUCAAAGGCAUAGCUUUGAACCCAGUUUUGGUGAUGACAGUGCUGGGUAUUAUAGGCAAUAUUGCUUUUAAACAUCAUCUUUCACCAUACAUUGAGCUGCUACUGAAAGUAUUUGGAGACUCUUUUUCAGCUACGGCACUAUUUUUAUUGGGGCUGAGAAUGGUUGGCCAAAUACACCGACUGAGAGGGCCUGCUCUGUUGCUGCCUUGUGUCCUAAUAAUGGUUAAACUGAUUGUCCUACCAGUGGUGAUGAGAGAGAGCGUAAGCGCAUUGAACGCGGGAGCGAACGAUUCCGAGACUUCUUCGUUGUCGACCUACGCAUUCUUGUACGGAACCAUACCCACUGCGCCUGCGGUCUUCGUCUUCUCUAACCUGUACCAACUGGAAGUUGAUCUGAUGGCUUCAUCAAUGGUCAUCUGCACAUUCCUGUCAGCGCCCAUAAUGUUCAUGUCAGCCCAGGUGAUAUCGAUCAACAAGGACUACGCGGAGCAGAUGAAGAAAUUUGGCUUCCACCUGUCUAUAGUGUCUUUAGUGGCCUGUGUGUGGGUGAUAACGGUGUUCAUCGUUACGAAGAAAUAUAAGCGUAUGCCGCACAGAUUGACUCUGUGUUUAAGUGUGUCACAGUUGCUGCUAGCGAUCAGUGUGAUCUGGGGCGGGCCGCAGUCGUCGUACACGCCGUCCUGGUCGGUGUUGCUCCAGCAGACGCUCUGCACCUUCAGCAUGUACUCCUGCCUGCUCUGGACUUCCAUGCUCUCUAUCGGACUCCUCAUGUUGCAGAGCCGCGGGCCAUGCUUCGUGGUGACGCUGUGGCCGGUGCUGGGGUUCGUGGCGUGGGGCGCGCCCGCGGUGAUGGCGGCCGUGCUCGUGGCCACGCGGCCCGCGCUGCAGCUCGACGCCAAGGCCGUCGACGCCAUCCGCCUGUGCCUGCUCGUGUUCUGCAUCACGGUGACGACGGGUUGCCUGACACUGUACAUCCGUUUCCGGCGGCGCAGCGCGCAGUUUGCCAGCCUCUCUGCCGACGUGGCGUCGCAUUCGCCGGACGAAAGCUCCGGCCUGGUCGACAACGAGCAGCCGGUAUCUAACACACAGUCAGUCUCGCAGAACGGUUGCUACGGCGCGAUCACAGCGAGCCCGAGCCCAGCGAAGAGCGCUAACGGGUGCUGCUCCGGCGACCCGCGCUGCGAGAGCGGACUCGUCAACUCCACCUCGCAGGACAUCGAGGACAUCGCCGACCACAAUGAGACAAAUUUUUCAUUAUCCAGGGAAUGCGCGUGCCCUCCGUCCCAGAAGCAGCGCUGCGUCGGCCCCGAGCCGUGCCGGUACCUGAGCGAGCUGGAGCGCGCCGCCAGCCAGCUCGGCCUGCUGCCGCCCGAGACCAGCCGCGGUCGCGGCGGACAACUGCUCAAGCACACCGUGCUCAUCAUACUGUACAGCCUGGCCAUGUUCAUCGGGAUAACAUACACGACCUGGCGUAUGAUGCAAAAAGACGAAAGCGGGGUGUUCAUCGAGAUCGAGUUCCUGGACAUCGCCAUCACGUACGGGCAGGCGCUCAUCAUGUUCGUGCUGUUCGGGCUAGACCCGGAGGAGAUGAUCAUACCGGCCGUCAGAUACUUCAAGAACAAGUGGCACGGCGCUGACACGGUCGUGCUACCGUCAAUCGAGGAUCUCAGCUUCGAAACCAAACACGUCUGCGACCAGUUCAUAAUGCACCAUCUCGACCGCUGCAAGGAAGCCAUUGCCAAAGAUACCAGGUGGCGCAUGCGCACAUACCGCUCUGUGUUCCGUGGCUCGUGCCUCGUGCGCUGGCUGCUCAGCUGCGGGCUCGCCAAGGACGAGGCGGAGGCGGUCGCGUACGGCCGCCACCUGCUCGACGGCCGGCUCAUCGCGCACCUCAACAACAACCACCACUUCACCAACUCGCCGCUAUUGUACACCUUCAAGUAAACAUUAUAUACUCCGGCACAGCGAACUUAUCUAUAGAAAAAGGCGUAAUUUUUUUUUUUAUAAAAUGAUCGGCGAUUUUCUCUAGUCACACCUGAUGGAAAGUGAAGACAGAGCCUAAGAUGGAGCUCACCGGUUCAGUAAUAGCCUAUUCACUCUAGCUUUAAAGAGACCGAGGUCAUAUCUCUCAGGGAAUACAGAUGAUGAAUUUAAAAAAAAAGAGAGUUAACUUCCUAUAGAAAUUUUGCAAUUCGCGCGUUUUUCUACUGAGAAGUUGAGUGUGUAUCAGUAAGUAUAUAAUUAUACCAAAGAGUUAUUGAUUGUAUGUACUUUGUAACAGAGUGGUAAAGUCUAAGAAAAAUCGUGCAGUCUAGUUUGACAGCCAAAACGGGCGGCGCUGUAAUGCCCUCGGUGGUCAUGGGGUUGUCAAAUAGAAGUAUUCUACAAAUGGCGCCGGCAUAGGUUUUUUUACCUGACAAUAGUUUCAAAUACUUAUUUUUUUAUUUUAUUUUAUAAGAAAUCAAAUCUCAUAGAACAAAACUAGAUCCAGGUAAAACAUAGGUUAGUCUGGCGCCAUCUAUAAAAAAACCUUUGACAGUUGCCAACGCCAUUCACAAACGUCAACUUUUAAAAGUACCGUAUAAUGUACAAACAACAACACUCCUAACUGUACGUCGGUGGAUUCGGUGGACCUUAUUACAAAAGGCAUAAGAUCCACCGAUGUACAGUUAACAGUGUGGGCGAUGGUACGGAGUUGUACAGCACUACCCGCCAUCUCGCUUAGCUGUCAAAUGCUUAGCGCGUAAAUAUCUAGACUUUACAUAUCUUACACAAUCAACGAAUCUUUGCAUAUACCAAAGCUAAGAUAAUAAGAUGCGUAAAGAAGUGCAAAAUGUAUCUAUAUUACGGGGUAACUUAUUUUCGUUGUUAAAACCUCAUCUUAACGCUUAAGUAACUCGUUAUUGUAGUAUUUUACAACCCGGUCGAUUUCCUGUCGUCCCAAAAAAUCCCUAGUGAUAGUCCCUAACGUUUGACACUUAGUUACCACAAAUAACAUGGCGCCGUACUUAGUUUAUGAAUACUUUAGCAGCCAUGGCGGCUAAAAACGUUUGCUUUGUAUGUGUAGGUACUUUACGCAUCAUAAUAUUAUUUAUCAAAAACCUUAUAAUCCGUUUUUACUAUCUUUGCCCAAAUUUUUUUCGGCCUCUUUAUUUUAAUUAUACAAGUGGCGUCCUAUGGCCAAUGUAACUGGGUGUUCAUUGAUAAAAUGAACCUACCUACAUUAGAAAGUAAGGUUUAAUUUUAAGUAGCACAAAUUAUGAAUUUUUAAUAUAUUUAUGAAAAUUUAAUGGUUAGGAGUUAAUUUUAUUAGACAACGAAAGUUGUUAUGCAUAAACAUUAUCAGUUUAUUUUAUUUCAACAAAUAAAACAAGAUUAUAAAAAAAAGUAUAACAGACUUAGUGCCAGUUGCACCAACCACAUUUGACAGACUGAUCAUCGUCAGCCGGCGCGCCCCGCGCCUUUACUAUGAAACUUUCCAUACAUAAAAAUUUAGCGAACUCUUUAACGUUCGUAACAGUUUGGUGCAACCGACCCUUAGGGCCAGUUGCACCAACCACAUUUGACAGACUGAUCAAAGUCAGCCGGCGCGCCCCGGCGCUUUACUAUGAAGCUUUCCAUACAUACAAAUUUAGCGAACUCUUUAACGGUACGAACAGUUUGGUGCAACCGACCCUUAGUAAAAGAUUUCACGAAAGAUCACAUGGAAUCUGCUUACUUGUUUACAUUUAUGUAAAUAAGCUAACUUAUUUACAUUUAUGUAAAUAAAACUACGUUUUAUGCCUGUUUAGAGAUGUUGGUUGGCCUUUGAGUGGUCGUAAACGUAUUAAGCUUGUAACAGUUGUUUCAAUAAAGUACUUAUACUAUAUCAUAAAUAAAGUUUUGGUCGCCGAUUGAAGGCGCGUACAGCGUUACAAUGUAUGGCAAGAAAGCAGCAUAGUUUCCGGCUUGCAUAGUAAGUUCCAUAAUUGUAUGAUUACGUCAACGAAAUGUGAUAUAAUGACCAGUUACCAGUGUGAUCCCAAGCAAGUGGGAGUUUCGAUAUCCCUUACCAAAGGGAAUUUAAAAAAUAGAGGAAUAUUGUCAACGUAAAUUAUGUAGUCAGUACAUUGACUGCCAUCUUUCGACACAACACACUCACACUUUUAGAACGCCAUUUGACUUUAAUCCUUAUUUUUUCUCUGAUAUGGCAAUAUUCCUCUACUAACCACUAAAGUAUGUAAAACAUUUUCUUAGCGAGAAGUAACUAUGUUAAUAUCGUAAUCAUUAUAUGCAAUAAAUAAAUAUAUUUCAUAUAUCUAAUAAUCAUAUUCAAAUAUAAUAAAUAUAUCAUAGUAUUGUACCUUUAUAGUACAUAUUGUCAUUGAAAAUAAAAAUAUUUAUACAUCUACUAAAUGCAACAUUAACAUUAGAUUGGACCUACGUUAUUUUCCUAGCCUAAGUUAAAUUGAAAUAAGUCCAUUUGAUAAAAAUAUAUUAUAAGAGUUAAUGAGCUGCAAGAUCAAAAAUACAUAACCCACAGUGUUUUAAUAGUCAUAUGCAACCACAAUAGUCACAAGACAGUAUUUUACUUAACACAUUCACUGUCCCUGACGCACAUGUGCGUUCACCGUCAUACAAGUUUGUUCCUAGGUCACGCCCCUGGCAGUGAAUGCGUUAAAGCAUCUCAUGUAAAGUUAAGACAGAAACGGUAUGGAUGGGUUUUAAUUUAUUAUUUGAUGCUUGAAUAGAUAGUCCAAAAGUGAGAAUCAGGUUAUGUAAAACUAUUUAUAAUAUAAUUUAUUUUACUUUAAUUGUAUGAAUUAAUGUAUUUUACCAUUCCAUACUUAAAUCGAAUUGUAUUCUAUGAGAGCACAUUAGGGCACUUACUGUGUACAACUAUGUUUUAUGCACCAUUUUGUUGUUUGCGUCAAAAUUAAUCAACACUUGCAACUUGUCAUCAUUGUUAUCACAAGAGUUACAUUUGCUGUAAAGUAAACAAGUGAUUUGCACACCAUCAUGGAAGUCCUGAAUAUUUUUGCGAGUACAAGUGUGAUCAUUUUGGACUUUGUAACAGCUCUCUGAGGAUUGUACGAGUAUACCGUAAUUUUAAUUAGGUAUCAUAUUAUAAUGGAAAAUAUAUAAUAUCAUAAUGUUUUAAUUGCUAUUAAAUUUUAGUUUAUUUUAGCAGAAAGUAAUAUUUUUCACAUUAUAUAAGAACAAAAUUUAGAAAUAUUUACUUAUUUGUUUGUUAAGUUGGUUAAGUGAUGUCUCAAGCUUGCUGUGAUGUUUAUGUAAAUGAAUGUUUCUAGUUAAAUAUACAAUAUCACUAUAUCACUAUUACAAAUACACAUGUAUUGUAAAAUAUUAUUGUUGUUGUAUUUUGAUGAGCAAAUAUAAAAUGUAAAAAAAAGAAAUUGAAUAAAUAUUGUUGCAAUCACAA